GGAACGGGAACGGGAAGGGAAACGGCAAUGGCCAAGGACCGGGAGGUAAUAAGAAUGGGCCGCCGGGACCUGAAGGAAACCAAAAAGGGCCCCCCAGGCCUCCCGGCUCUCCCGGCACGGCGAUCAGCACAGAAGCGUCACCACCUCCAAGUACUCCAGCCCUUCCACUAGAGACGACAUCGAGUGAUCUUCUUCCGCCGAAGGAGAUUGUUACCAGCACCACUUCACACUCCAGCACAACGACCACAUCAAGUACAGCCAGCCCUACAUCCACUUCAUCAAUGUCUACGACUACCACAUCCAUCGCUCUUCCUCCCCCAGAGGCAACGUCUUCUCUAGUUGUCCCGCCUCCGGAGAACACAUCUUCGACAAGUACUACGACCUUGCCUCCACCGGCAUCGGCAGAAACAACACAGAUUACACAUGGACAGACGACGAUCGCCACAAUCCCCGGGCUUAGUACCCUUGUUCCUGACAAAUCCCUGCUGGCUCCUUCCAACUCGGUUGAUAUCAGUGCCAGUACUCUCCCUGUUCUCCGGGCCACCAGGUCCUCUGUCGCAGUCAGCCCAUCCCGGACGGUAUCUGAAGGCUUGUUGCAAUCGCAGAUGACGACAGAGGUGCCUAUAAUUGGUCCGCCUACCAGUUCUACUGCUACUUCCAGCACCACUUUCCAACCCGCUGUUGGACCUGCCACACCGAAUGACACUGCCAAACCAGAGUAUACUGCCGCAAUGCCAGACAGGGCAGGCCAAGUGGCAGGAAUUGCUGUAGGGUCGAUAGCCGGUUUUGCUUUCCUCUUGACGUUGAUACUGUUUUUCUAUAAAUGGCGCAAAGGAAUAUUGUCAAAAACCCUCUCAAGCUCCGUCCAACGUCCGACAGAGAAAUGGCGGGUCUCUACAUGGACUCCUCGCCCCCAAGCCUCCGAUGCUAUGGAGAAUUCGCUCUUAACUUCGGAAGAGCCCCCAAGUGAGAGAAUACUCUGGGACUAUCAGGCAACCUUCGCAAAGCCUCUAGCCACCCAGAAGCUGCGGCAAUCCUUCCGCAAAUCUCUCACAAGACUUGUCCGUAUGAACCCACUGGCACUGAAUCCAGUCAGGGCAGGUACUGCAGGGUCGGUGUCGCCGAGGCCAAAGUCUUUCGCCUCCUCGUUCUUCCGUCGGCAUUCCGCUGCUUUGAGUCAUGCCGGCGGAUCCGGCUGUUCUAUGUCGCCGGACCAGCUGGAAGCAGAUCCUCUACCGCCAGUCCCACCCGCAUAUCUGGAACGAGGGCAAGCAUGAAGGAUCUACCUCUGUAUGAUGUCAAUGUCGCCAGAGGCGGCCAUCCUUGACCUGUCUCAUAUGCUUGAAGACUGGUUGUCCGGCAUAACUCAGGAACAGGAAGUGCCCAUGCUGGAUGCCCUUACCCACCAUGUAAGAGAAGAGCUGGGUUACGACGGCGGUGGUGACCCGUCUCGCUGCGAAUGCAAAUCCCUCGCCAUCCUUGUUGAUGAUGUCUGACCCGGUUGGAUCUCUGACACUAACCCUGUGAUGAUCUCGUCCUGGCUCAACUUGUGCGGUGGCUUGUACUCGAUCGCGACCGUUGGGACAUUUCGAUCGUCGGAGAUACGAUAUAUGCAGAACUGAUCUGCUCGAUUGCCUUUCCCCCGCGCCUUUCGACGUCGAGUUGUUUGGUUGGGUGGUCUGCGGAAUUGUGGCGUUGUUCCACUGCCACUGGUGCCCCAUAGACAUAUA
This is a messenger RNA of Ilyonectria robusta, 1730 nucleotides long. RefSeq lists its product as uncharacterized. NCBI's taxonomy places the organism in Eukaryota, Fungi, Ascomycota, Sordariomycetes, Hypocreales, Nectriaceae. The coding region runs from base 282 to 1277 and encodes 331 amino acids. The record is from RefSeq and is a predicted model, not a curated record. The transcript is spliced from 2 exons.